ACAGCAUAUACAGACGUAUCAAAGCACAUUCUCUCUCGUGUGAGUGGAGUUGUGUUCGAGUUCACUGUACGACGCAGUCUGGACCGUCUGGAGAGUGUGAUUGCAAAACUGCGUAAAAGAGUUAACAUUUCCCAACGAUCGACUCUCGACGAGAUCGACGCCAUGUGUUCCACCGAGCCUGAAAACAUGAAUAACGGCAUAAAAUGCGACGACGACGUCGGCGAUGCGUUCGGAACGUUCGGAUACACCAGAAAUAGUGUAGCUCCUAUACCUACACCAUUACAAACAGCACCUACUGAACGUAAUGCCACAUAUUAUAAUAUGAAUCAUCCUAGACGUGGUUUAGCCCUUAUCUUUAAUCAUGAAUUUUUCACUAUCUCACAUCUCAAAUCACGCAGUGGCACAAAUGUUGAUUGUGAUAAUUUGAUCAAAACAUUGAAAAGUCUUGACUUUGAAGUAAAUGAUUUUCACAAUUCACCUCAUAAAGAAAUAGUGAAAAAUUUAGAAAGAGUGGCAGAAAUGGAUCAUUCAGAUCAUGAUUGCUUAGUAGUAGCCGUGUUAAGUCACGGUGAACUUGGUCUCAUUUAUGCUCAUGAUACUGCUUACAAAGCAGAGUCUCUUUGGCAUCACUUCACUGCCGAUAGAUGCCCUACUCUUGCCGGCAAACCUAAGAUGUUCUUUAUACAAGCCUGUCAGGGCGAUAAACUGGACCCAGGUCUUACUCUUAAGGAGCGUACUGAAACAGAUGGACAACCAGCCGCGACAUUCCGUAUUCCAUCACAAGCGGACUUUCUUAUUGCGUACUCUACGGUACCAGGUUAUUAUUCCUGGAGGAAUACCAGUCGUGGAUCAUGGUUCAUGCAAGCGUUGUGCAUGGAAUUGUGCGAAAACGGCACUCGUUACGACUUAUUAACUCUGUUGACAUUUGUAUGCCAACGUGUCGCUUUAGACUUUGAGUCAAACACGCCUGAUAACAUAACCAUGCAUCAGCAAAAACAAAUCCCAUGUAUCACAUCUAUGCUGACACGUCUGGUAAAAUUUACGUCUCAAAAGAAUGGACUUGUAUAGUCUGCAGGGUAAAGAAAAUUAUGCAUUUAUGUCUAUCUACUUAAAGUACCAUAGAUCAUAUCGUUUAGCAAGACUGCAAUGACACAAGUAUCAAUUUUAUUUAUGCGUUGCAGUUUACUGAUACAAAUUGCUGUGUAUUAUAUUUUACAUAUAAUAUUUUAUAUAAUUUUCAUUGUUUUUUAAGCAAUUUUAUAAAUAAUUUGUGUCUCAAUGCGAGUAUCGCAUUUAAAUUGAAAACAGCAAUCUGAAGUAAUAUCUUUCUUUUGAGUGAUAAAUUUUUAUACGUUCAUGUAAUUUUUUUACUCAAUAUUGUUCCUUUGAUCUCUAGCGAAAAAACAAAUAAUUACUGCCACUUUAAUACCUUUAUAAAUUUUUUUAAAUAUUUUUUAUUUUAUUUUCAUUUACAUACAUAUCUUUACGAAAUAUUGCGUUGUGAUAAAUAGCAUUUCUCUCUUUUUUUUAACAUAAUGUAUAACUGCUUACGAUAAACAGUAAAGUAUAAAAUAUAAGAAUUUACUUGGGAGAACUUCAGAAGCAAUUAUUUUACUUCUGACAUUCUCAUUUCGUAUGCAAUUAAAGUACACAAUAAGUACAAAUAAAAGAUUUAUCGAUUGUAUUAAAACAUAGAUUUAUAUACAGCUACUCUUAAUCAUAUUUUUUCCGUCAGUACUUUAUAUAAAUAUAAAAUAUAUAUUUAAAAAAUUACAAUAAAGAUUUCAUACGCAUAUUACUAUAGCAUUGAUGUUACGCGUACAGACACAUACACACACACAAAUGGAAUAUUUUUAAAUCAUAUGUAUAUACAUAUGUAUAUGAUGUGACUGUCCUAAUUUUUACGAUUAUAUGCAUAUAUUUUAUACCAAGUUCAUAAAAGCAAUGUGUGUAUGAUCUCUAAGCAAUAGCCUGGCAUUGUCAAAACAAUAUUCAGUAUUCAAUUUUAUAAUGCAUACUUAUAAUCUGCCUGACAUAAAAUAGUUGUGAUUUACUGUAAGCUAUAAUUACAACGAAUAUUCGAAUGUUACAAAAAAAUGUUGAAAAAAAAAGAAAAAGGAGAAAAUAUGACAUAAGUUGCAUCAUAAUUAAAGUAUUAAAAUACAUCACCUGCCUUCGAGCAUCUAAAUCGUCAGCAGGUAUGCAAUGUGUUGUGUCGCUAGUUUAAUAAACAUAAAGGAAUAGAUAAGAAUAAAAAAAAAUCGAUUAAUAUUAUAGCAAAAAAUGCUGUAUUCGCAAGAGAAACGGUAACGAAAUUUCUGCGAAACGUGAUACAAAGUCUUUCAUAGUAAGAGUAAUCGAAUUCAUAUGCCUUAUACGCUUGCAAUUGUUUGAUAACUAUGGUUAAA
Messenger RNA from Linepithema humile (Argentine ant), 2408 nucleotides. RefSeq names its product caspase-1. Gene Ontology annotation, biological process: apoptotic process; proteolysis; positive regulation of neuron apoptotic process. Lineage: Eukaryota; Metazoa; Arthropoda; Insecta; Hymenoptera; Formicidae. Gene Ontology annotation, cellular component: cytoplasm. The record is from RefSeq and is a predicted model, not a curated record.